Messenger RNA from Leptosia nina, 2214 nucleotides. NCBI's taxonomy places the organism in Eukaryota, Metazoa, Arthropoda, Insecta, Lepidoptera, Pieridae. The record is from the annotation of a GenBank genome assembly.
AUGUUUAAAUUAUUAAUUUCACUUUUAUGUUGCAAUACAGUCUGGUCACAAAUUGAUGGCGAAUUCUGGUGGUUAAACGAAAAAUUAGCUCAGCUGCAUAACAUCGCACCGCCGGAGCCGAAAUUCGAUGAUGUUAGCGAUGCUGAGACUGAUGAAAGUGUGAAAAUUGUUUUUAAAGAAGAUUUCGAUAAUGCAGAAUAUGAUACUGAAGGCAAUAAUUUUAGACCCGAGGAAAAUACAAAAAUGUUAGCGGCAAUUCAUUUUAUCGAUAAAAGUGAACUUAGUGGACCGGAUGAAGAUUUACCGAAUUCGAUUGGACCGAAGGAAACACAGGAUACACUAUUGACUAUGGGCAGUAACGAAACUAGUAUUGCAUCUACCACAGAAAAAACUGGAAUGACGACUGGUAGUUCUAUAAUCUUGUCGCAAACAGAAGACGUUUUGAAUUUUAUUUUUCCUAACGACAAUCAAUUAGAUUCAAAUGAUACCAAUAAGAAAGUAAAUUAUAAGGAAAAUACGUUGGAUAAUAAAACUGAUGAAUCAAGACAUGUUUCUUUUAGAGAUAAUAUUAAGAUUCAAGACAGUGAAAGCAUUUGCUCUUUUAUGAAAACAAUCCAGUGCGUUAGUAAUCGUGGAUUUCCAUAUUCGUUUAACGGCAGACCUCUUUUGAGCCAAAAGGUGCAAGACCGUCAAAUAGUUUGCUGCAUUUUGCCACUGAAAGCUUACGAUUCAUCGAGAAUUCUGUUUCCGGACUCAAGGCCUAAUCAUUUCCAACGUCAUAAAAGAUCUGAUAAUCAUGAACGUGAAACUCAAGCACUCCGGCAAAGGAACGCGCUAUUGAGAAGAAAAUAUCAAUCACAACCUUCGGAUUCAAAAACACCUUCAACUACUGCUCGUACCGUCGUUACUCAAAGAAUAGUAACCCCUGAAGAUUAUUUGGAUCCAUAUUGGAACAUAAAGAAUUCUAAGUUUAGAAAUCCUGCUGCACCAGAAAGCGAAAGCUCACAAACAGAUUCGAAGUAUGAUUAUAGUAACCAAGAAUAUGCCGAUGAAGUGCCUAAGCCGGGUGGAUUAUUAGGACUUUAUUCAGAUCAUAAAAAUAAAGGCUGGACUUUGGUAAGACCAAACGCAUUUUCUUAUAUUGACACAGAAGAAAUAAGCGAAGAGGGAGAAGAUGGUGACUUUUCUCUUGGAUAUUCAACUAUAGAUCCAAGACUUGAUAUUCCUAUGGCAAUAUCUGCAUCAAAGCGCAAACCAUCAAGAAUAAAAAUUCCAUCAAAAGACGUAAUCCCUUUAGCAAGCAACGUCAUAAGCUUCAGGUCGAAACCUGACUUUCAAGUUUUACAAGGCUUUAAACUGCUAAACUUAGUGGAAAAUAAGAGCAGAUUUGUCAGAAGAACGACAUCAAGCUAUGCGCCAUAUAUUUCAACAGAUCGUGAACCAACCAAGUCUCUUAGCUCUUACAAUGCAGAUUAUGAAGAUAUUGAUUUAGAUCAACAGGUUUAUAGAAACUGUGGAACGCGAUCCAAUAAUAUUUUUGACUCAGAAGAUCUUGUAGGUGAAGUGGAAAGAGACUCACAACCGUGGCUGGCGCUACUUGUUUUGACAAGAAAUCGUCAAAGUAUACUGUGCUAUGCUACACUAGUGCACCCGCGAGCUGCCGUCACUGCAGCGGAUUGUGUCUACGGAACGGCAGCUGGUGAAGUUAGUGUAAUUGCCGGCAUUUUUGAUCUAUCCGAAGACAACACCAAAUCUCAACAUAGAGUGGCAACUGUUAUAACUCAUCCGCAGUAUAAGCCAGGAAAAUUAUCAAAUAACUUAGCAGUUUUACAUUGGAAGCGCCCCCUGAUCCUCGGAAACCGCGUGCAUCCAGCGUGCUUGUCAGGCCCUCAUGUCGGUGACAACUGUUACUUCGUGGGUUGGGGUGGAUACGAUGAAGCAAUUGGAGAACAACCGCGAUGGCAACGCGCUACUAUCCUUCCCCCCAAGGUUUGCAAACCUCGGUUAUCCAAAUUGGAUGUAGAGUCACCGACGGAUGCAUUUUGUGUAUCGGCUGAGACCGCUGGAAGUGUAACUGGCGUGGGCGGUCCUCUUCUAUGUACGAACAAUGAAAAGCAAUACAUUGCAGGUGUGGCUGUGUGGCGCGAUGGAAUCAUUCUCACAAUACCAGUCUUGGACUGGACAGCUAGAGUUGUGGAGGAAAUAUUAAACUAA